AGUGUAAUUUGACUUCUAAGCAUCCCAGAAACGAUACAGAAGAGCAUAAAGUCAAACAUGACUUUUAAAAACACCAACAUAGACUUUGAAGCUUAAAAAACUACAUUUUCCGCGAAAGUGACGUCACUUCCGGUUUCGGACAGGUAAUGGCGGACAUGCGAUAGUUGCGCUGACUUAUAUUCCAACUAGGAAGUGUUAUGAACAGCUGAUCGGAUCGGCAAAGCCUGUUUCUGGAAUAUUAUGUUUUUGUUGCUGCAAGUCUGGAAUAUUAUGUUUUUGUUGCUGGAAGUGCUUUUUAUGCAAUUUUUGCAAAGCUAUAUGUGGAAGAAAACCGUGACCUAGGGCAAGCUAAUGGAAUAAGAUUUUCUCACUUUGCUCUGUCUUCCUCUUUCCGUCGCACAUCACGCCUCUUGACUUUGAACACUUCAUCAGCAUGGGCAGAAUCAGCCUGUGUGUGAUACAGUGACUCACAUGCACCCUGGCUGACCACCCACAGAUGCUGCUGCUGCUGUUGUUGUGCUGCGUUGCAGAGAGUGGUUUUUCUUCAGUUUUGCACAUUCUCCCAGAGUCUUUAUGUGUGUGCAUUUGUGUGUCUGAUGCAACUAGCUUGGUAACUAAGGUCUGAUCAGAUCUCAGGUGGUCUGCUUCCUGUUAGUAGGCUAAAUAGGAUUUCCCCAAAAUCAUAUUUUGCGGCCCUGCUCUCCUUUAUGAGCAGGAGCACACUCAGCCACAGUCUGAUGUAAUAUUCGCUUCAUUUACUUUGCCUCUGUAACCUCUUAACAGCGCUGGCAUCAGCACCUUCAGUAUUUAUAGUCUGAACCUUGAGCUGCUGUUCUUUUUGUUAAAGCAUCUUCAUAACAAGACUUUUGCACACCUCCCUUUUUGUUUGUCCUGUAUCUUUCUCUCUGUAUCGCGCUCCUGUCCUGCUUUCACAAAUUUCAUUUCCUCCUUUACACUCUCUCUCUCUCUCUCGCUCUCUUUUACCUUCAUCAUUUCUCUAAUUCCCCCCCACCGGCUCUCCCUCCUUCCCUUUCUCUGUCUCUCCUGCAGAACCAGACUGGGCGUCGCUGACUUUGGGUGUGUUUGUUUGCCAGGCCUGCUCACUCCUUCACCGGAGCAUCCCACACAUCAGCCGGGUCAAGUCUGUCCAGGACACAUGGGAUGCCAGUGAGGUGGAGUUAAUGGCUGCAAUGGGAAACAGUGCAGCCAAGGCCAAAUAUGAGCAGAAGGUUCCGGCUUUCUACUAUAGACCAACACACACUGACUGCAAACUGCUGAGAGAGCAGUGGAUCAGAGCCAAGUACGAAAGGAACGAGUUUGAAUUUAUCGAGAAGCAAGAGCCAUACUCUGCAGGGUACCGAGAGGGGUUUCUAUGGAAACGAGGAAGAGACAACGGUCAGUUUCUCAGCAGAAAGUUCGUCCUGUCAGAGAGGGAGGGAGCGCUGAAAUACUUCAACAAGCAGGAUGCCAGAGAUCCCAAGGCAAUAAUGAAAAUAGAAACCCUCAAUGCCACCUUCCAGCCUGCCAAGAUUGGCAACCCCUGCGGACUGCAGAUCACCUACCUGAAAGACAACAGCACAAGGAACAUCUUUGUUUACCACAGCGAUGCCAAGGAGAUGGUCGACUGGUUCAAUGCUAUCAGAGCGGCCAGGUUCCACUACCUGCAGGUUGCCUUCCCAGGAGCAAGUGACGAAGAGCUGGUGCCCAAACUGACCCGAAACUUUAUGAAGGAAGGCUUUAUGGAGAAAACGGGUCCAAAGCACACUGAGGGCUUCAAGAAGAGGUGGUUUACGAUGGAUGACAGGCGGCUCAUGUAUUUCAAAGACCCUCUGGAUGCCUACGCCCGCGGGGAGGUGUUCAUCGGCAGCAAGGAGAACAGCUACACUGUCCUAGCUGGCUUGCCUCCGUCCACACAGGGCUACCACUGGAACCACGGCAUCACCAUCGUCACGCCAGACAGGAAGUUCCUCUUUGCCUGUGAGACCGAGGCCGAGCAACAGGACUGGAUAGCUGCUUUCCAGAGGGUCAUAAAUCGACCAAUGAGGCCACAGGAGUACGCAGUGGAGGCCCAUUUCAAACACAAGCCUUGAAGUCUGCUGGAAACCGAGCGCUCAACUGGACCAGCCCGGUCUCAUUCAGAUCAGAGACGGCCCCAGCGUGCGACCACUGACCAUGGCUAGAAGAGGCGGGGUGGGUCUUAUGGGUCACGAGAGGUUUUAGGGAUGGGCCAAGAUGGGAAAACACGAAGAAAGGAAAGGAAACACCGACAGGACUCCAGUCUGUCUCGUGUAGGAAGCAUAAAACUCUAACGGGACUCGAGGCCCCUCAUGGGGUGAUCCAAGGCCAAAGGGUAGAUGAUGUCAUCACUAUUGCGCCUACCAACCUUGUGUUGUACAUUAUCACAUCAGAAACCCUUUCCUCUCCUCUCCUCAGCCAUGUGGACCCUUCCCCUUGCAACAAGCUCCUCCUCCCCCUUCCCACCCAGAAUCUUUUGUCUUGUGAAUGGUUCAUUCUGUCUGUAAUCUAAUGUAAUUAUGUAAUCUAGAGUCAUUUCACUGGUUGCUUAACAAAGACAAUGCAUUGUUAAUUUAUUGAAUGUACAGUUUUGAUGACAGUGGCUUAUUCUGUGUGCGUGCGACGUUUUUCAUUGAGGACACUGUGAGGUUGAACCUCCCGCACUAAAACCCUGAUAAACCUGAAAUCUGCAAAGUGCUGUUAACAACAAAUAUGCAUAUGAAACACACAAACAUACACACAACAAUCUCUCAGUGAGCACCUCUGCUGUUUCAGCAGCAUGAGGUGGCAUAUCUGCACCCAGGCAGGGUUACCUUUCAAACCUCAAUCUGACAGAUGUUCUCUUAUUUAUUUGUACUGUUGAACAUACUGAGUCAUCGUAGACGGUUAUCGCUGCUUUCCAGGAUUGUAAUGUGACAGGAUUGUAAUUUAUAUGACACUUCUACAGACGUUUCAUUUACUCUUUGCAUCUUGUUUUAAAGACACAUGGUUGUGUUGAUCCUUAAA
Molecule: messenger RNA, 3021 nt
Organism: Pelmatolapia mariae (spotted tilapia)
Lineage: Eukaryota; Metazoa; Chordata; Actinopteri; Cichliformes; Cichlidae
Product: arf-GAP with dual PH domain-containing protein 1
Exons: 11
Coding region: 1182-2090 (302 amino acids)
Biological process (GO): positive regulation of GTPase activity
Cellular component (GO): intracellular membrane-bounded organelle; plasma membrane; cytoplasm
Molecular function (GO): phosphatidylinositol-3,4,5-trisphosphate binding; GTPase activator activity; phosphatidylinositol bisphosphate binding
Source: RefSeq, a predicted model, not a curated record